AUGAGAGUGAAAAGAGCUUACGUUGUGGUCUUGAUUUUAUCCCUUCUAAUUGUGGAUGAAUCUUCCCCUUUUCUUCUCCCACCAGCUUCAGCUAAUGUACUGGCCAUUUUACCGUGGGGGUUAAAAAUAUUAUCCAGAACCCUAAAUUUUAGAACUAUUUCCAGAGCAUUAGAUAAACUGAGAUCAUUCUUGCGUUCCAAUGGUGGUCGUCGUCUUCGAAUAGGAGACUUCGUCGACGGCAUAUCAAAGAUUAAAGACUAUUUUGACCUGUUCGGUUACCUGAAUUCCGCUUUGAAUUCAAACUCCACCGAUGAAUUCACCGCCGAUCUCGAAUCGGCAAUCAAAUACUUCCAGAAGACGUUCCACCUCAAUGUCACCGGCCAACCCGACGACGCCACCGUUUCAUUGAUCAAGCUGCCGCGAUGCGCCCUUCCUGAUGUUAACAUCAAUGGCUCCUCCGCUGUGCUGAAGAAAGAGCUUACUUAUGCUUUUUCGCCUGAAAAUGAAACGGCGGCGUCGUUUAAGGACGUCUUUGCGGAUGCCUUUCGCCGGUGGUCAAGCGUGACGCAGUUGAACUUUUCAGAGACUACGUCGUUUAACGAAGCUGACAUUCAAAUCAUGUUCUCAACGUUGGACGAUGAGCUGGGAGUCGUCGGCGGCGUCUGGUUGGAUAAUACGACGGAGAGGCGGAAGGUCGUUUUGGACUCCGAUGAGGAGUGGGUGUUGCCGAGCGAAGACCUGACGGAGGACGACGAACUGGACCUCGAGUCAACGGUGAUGCACCAGAUCGGUCAUGUGUUGGGGCUGAACCAUUCGGCGAUAGAGGAGGCGAUUAUGUACCCUUACAUCGUGCCAUCGCGGAAAAGGAAGGUGGAUUUUGCUAAAGAUGAUUUGGAGAAGAUUCAGCAACUCUACAGUUCGAAAUAG
Molecule: messenger RNA, 927 nt
Organism: Neltuma alba
Lineage: Eukaryota; Viridiplantae; Streptophyta; Magnoliopsida; Fabales; Fabaceae
Product: metalloendoproteinase 2-MMP-like
Exons: 1
Coding region: 1-927 (308 amino acids)
Biological process (GO): extracellular matrix organization; proteolysis; collagen catabolic process
Cellular component (GO): extracellular matrix
Molecular function (GO): metalloendopeptidase activity; zinc ion binding
Source: RefSeq, a predicted model, not a curated record